CCAGUUUUUAUAUCACAUUAAUUAUCAUUAUUAUUAAUUAUAAAUUAAAAAAAAACUAUUUAUCGCCAUCUAGCGUGUUUAUUAAUCGACAACAAUAGUAACUCUCGUUUUUAAUAUUCUCCUUCUCCUUCUUCCUCUCUCAUCAUCAUCAUCCUCAUUCAUUUUAUUUUCUGUUGAUAGAAAAGUGCGAGAACUCAAAAAAAAAACAAUUUUAUUUUCAAACGCACAUCCAACACAAAUAAUUAAACAUCGGUUUUAUUUUGAAUUCAAAUAUUAUCGUUAAUAUUUAUUUGAAAUAAAAAUGUUGCACGACAGCGAUUGUCAAGGAUUGUCAAAUGGAACCCAACAAAAUAGUGUCGUACAACCAUUACUCACAGAUUUAUAUCAAAUUACUAUGGCCUACGCGUACUGGAAGUGCGGCAAAAUGAAUGACUACACGACAUUUGAUUUGUUUUUUCGCAAGAAUCCAUUCAGAGGCGAAUUUGCUAUUUUUGCUGGCCUGGGAGAGUGUUUAAAAUUUAUGAAAAAGUUUAAAUAUUCCGAGAGUGACAUCGAAUAUUUGAAGACGACGAUGUCGCCGUCAAUAGAACCUGAAUUUUUUGAAUAUCUAAAAGGCCUAACACCUAAGGACGUUACUCUCUACGCCAUCGAAGAAGGGUCUGCAGUAUUCCCCAGAGUUCCAUUGAUACGAGUAGAAGGUCCAUUGAUAAUGGUCCAAUUGCUAGAGACAACGCUCCUGACUCUGGUGAAUUACGCAAGUCUGAUGGCUACAAAUGCAGCACGAUAUCGUAUGGCAGCUGGGAAUAAUGUAUCGUUACUAGAGUUCGGAUUACGACGAGCUCAAGGUCCCGACGGGGGCCUCAGUGCCUCAAAAUACAGUUAUAUAGGUGGGUUUGAUGGUACGAGUAAUGUACUAGCUGGCAAACUUUACGAUAUUCCAGUACGCGGUACUCAUGCACACGCUUACAUAAAUUCCUUCGCUGGCAUUGAUGAAUUAAAAUUACGAACUCUAGUGCACAAAGAAACGGGCGAAGAAGUUGAUCUAUUAAAAUUAUCAUGCAAAUUCCGUCAGCAAAUAGCAUCCGAUCUUGGCGCCCUUGUUAUGGAGGCAUCAGACAGCGAACUGGCAGCGUUGGUUGGCUUUGCGAUUGCGUUUCCCGAUGGCUUUAUGGCACUUGUGGAUACUUAUGAUGUUAAGAGCAUUAAAUCAUCGUUCGAGAGGCAGUCACGUAUAAACAACCAAAAUAAUAAAUACAAAGAUGAUGAUAAUAAUAUUAAUGACCGUAAUGAUUCAACAAUAAAUAAUGAAUUACACAAGAAUGGUUAUAGUACUCCUCCUCAUAAUCAACAAGAGACAUCACACUGUCUCAAUAAAACACCAACUUACAGCAUUGACUUAUUUAAACCUGGCGAAUUGGGGGAACUAUGUGUGAGAAGUGGAUUAUUGAAUUUUUGUGCAGUCGCACUUGCACUUUCGGAGCUGGGGUACCGAGCAGUUGGUAUCAGGAUUGACAGCGGGGACCUCGCGUACCUGAGCCAAGCGGCGCGUGACACAUUUGUUAAAUUAUCUGAGCGUUUCAAGCUUCCGUGGUUCGCUAAAAUGACUAUCGUCGCGUCGAACGACAUCAACGAGGAGACAAUAAUGAGCCUCAAUGAGCAGAAUCACCAGAUUGACUGUUUCGGAGUAGGAACCCACUUGGUGACAUGUCAGCGUCAACCCGCACUCGGGUGCGUUUACAAAAUGGUGGAGAUCAACAACCACCCGAGGAUCAAACUGAGCCAGGAGGUGGACAAAAUAACGAUACCUGGUAGAAAAAAUGCUUACAGACUUUACGGAGCAGACUCACAUGCUCUGAUUGAUUUACUUCAACGAUGCGACGAACCCCCGCCUCAAGUUGGCACUCGGGUGCUCUGCAGACAUCCGUUUCAAGAGUCAAAACGCGCUUAUGUGAUUCCUACCAGGGUUGAAACUCUGCACAAAGUCUAUUGGAAAGAUGGAAAAAUUGUUAAUCCAUUGCCGUCGCUUCAGGACAUAAGGAACAGAGUCAGCGAAUCAUUGAAAACACUGAGGACUGAUCAUAAAAGGAGCCUCAAUCCCACACCUUACAAAGUGGCAGUAAGUGAUGAUUUAUAUACAUUCAUUCAUGAUCUCUGGGUUCAAAAUGCGCCGAUAGGCGAAUUAUCUUGAAAUGAUCAUUUGCUAUCAGUUAAAAAAAUUCGUCGUUUUUUAUGAUGAAGAUUAAAUAAAUUUUUUCCUUUUUAAUAAAAUAAUAAUAA
Microplitis mediator is the source of this 2277-nucleotide messenger RNA. It is a transcript of the gene Naprt, whose product is annotated as nicotinate phosphoribosyltransferase. The coding region runs from base 302 to 2188 and encodes 628 amino acids. Gene Ontology annotation, molecular function: nicotinate phosphoribosyltransferase activity. Gene Ontology annotation, biological process: NAD+ biosynthetic process. Lineage: Eukaryota; Metazoa; Arthropoda; Insecta; Hymenoptera; Braconidae. The record is from RefSeq and is a predicted model, not a curated record. The transcript is spliced from 10 exons.